This is a messenger RNA of Juglans regia (Persian walnut), 1625 nucleotides long. Its product is annotated as receptor-like protein 43. The transcript has 5 exons. The record is from RefSeq and is a predicted model, not a curated record. Gene Ontology annotation, molecular function: protein binding. Bases 1 to 1530 code for a protein of 509 amino acids. Lineage: Eukaryota; Viridiplantae; Streptophyta; Magnoliopsida; Fagales; Juglandaceae.
AUGAGUUCACUUGAAGUGCUUGAUUUGUCCCAUAACAAUUUGAGUGGCUUGAUUCAUCCAUGUAUGGGCAACUUGAGUCAAUCUUUGAAAGCGCUAGUACUACGAAGCAACAACUUCGGCAACACCAUCCCAAAAACAUGGGCAAAAGGAUGCAGCUUAAAGAUGAUUGACUUAAGUCAAAACCAGUUACAGGGUCAUUUGCCAAGAUCUUUGGCCAACUGUACUAAGCUUGAGUAUCUUCGCGUUAGCCGCAAUCAAAUCAAUGAUACUGAUCCCUCUUGGUUGGGAACUCUUCAACAUUUGAAGAUUCUUGAUCUCCAUUCAAAUGGCUUCCACGGUGCAAUAAGGAGUCCGGAAACAAAUUACACAUUCCCCAAUUUGUGUAUCCUUGACCUCUCUCACAACCAUUUGUCUGGGAAUCUGCCUGCGGGAUACUUCGCACAAUGGGAUGCCAUGAAGUCCAUUGGUGCAAACAAUUUACAAUACAUGGGUGACUGGGUCUACUAUGCAAUUAUAAUAACGAUAAAAGGUGUGGAGUUGGAGUAUAAGAAGAUCCAAGAUGGCCUCACAGUCAUAGAUUUCUCAUGCAAUACAUUUGAAGGAGAUAUUCCUGAAAUACUUGGGAAUCUAGCAGGACUUCGUGUGCUGAACCUUUCCAAUAAUGCUUUCACUGGUCAUAUCCCAUCAUCCUUUGGGAACUUGACACAGCUAGAAUCAUUAGACCUUUCUCAAAACAAGUUGUUCAAAGAGAUACCUCUUGAAUUAGUCCAGCUCAAUUUCCUUUCAAAAUUUAAUGUGUCACAUAAUUGCCUCACUGGACCUAUACCACAGGGGCAACAGUUUGGAAUAUUCCCAAAUACUUCAUUCGAUGAUAAUCGAGGACUGUGUGGAUGGCCAUUGUCCAAACUCUGUGUAGAUUCAGACAUUUCAACACCUCCACCUUCAACCUUUGAAGAGAAUCAGGGUCCAAAAUUGUUCUUUGAAUUUGGUUGGAAAGUAGUUGUGAUGGGAUAUGGAUGUGGAUUCAUAUUUGGAGUUGUUAUCAGGCACAUUGUGACAACCAGAAAGCAAGAUUGGCUCAUCAAGAUUUUUGGCAAGAAGAAACACCAAACUCGAAUAAGCCGGGUGAAUCUAAUUAAUGUGGUUUAUAAUGCACAAAUAGAUCUCCGUGAUGAUGAUAAGCACUAUUUGGCCGAUCACCCUGGAUUGAUGCCUGUGACAACUGCACAGGGUGUGGAACUCUCUAAACAGAUUGGUGCUACAUAUUAUAUACAAUGCAGCUCAAGAACUCAGCAGAGGUUUUUUUAUGUUUGUGAGGAUGAUGUUAUUGUGCGUAGUCCAAGAGAUGUGGAUCAAGAAAAUGGAAGAAAUGAGGGUGAGAGUUCAGGACAGAGUUGUAUUUUACCACUGCAUGUAAUUUCUGAGCAUAAAAAAGUUAUGAGCAAUUCAGUACUAGCAGAGAAUGCUCUAUCUCGUUCGCUUUCGUUGGUGACGGGGACAGGUGUCGGACAAUAUUAUAUAUUAGAAUAAAUGUGUGAACCUAGUUGGCAAUGUUCAGAGUUAUUCUUUGGUGAAAGUUUUCUAAAUCAUGCAUGAUGGUGAAUGCAAUCAUUUCUGUUAGCAAG